Messenger RNA from Cucumis melo (muskmelon), 1184 nucleotides. RefSeq lists its product as uncharacterized. The transcript is spliced from 10 exons. NCBI's taxonomy places the organism in Eukaryota, Viridiplantae, Streptophyta, Magnoliopsida, Cucurbitales, Cucurbitaceae. The record is from RefSeq and is a predicted model, not a curated record. Bases 64 to 864 code for a protein of 266 amino acids.
CUUCAUUUCUUCUUCAUCUCUGUUUCUUACUUACCUCCAUACAGAACCAUAUUCUCAAUUUCCAUGGAGACCAAAAUCAUUGGCGAUAACAACUCGUUGAGUGUACCCGAAAAUUAUAACCUGUUUAUCUCCUUGAUCAACGAAUAUGUGGCUGAGAAAAUGCGAGAUGAGCAAAGAAUUGUUAUCUUGAAGAGGAGAAUUGAAGAUCUGCGAUCUCAGCUUGAAGCCACCAAUGUGGAAAUCGAAAAUGCCAAGCGCGCCAGAGAAACCACUCAACAGGAACUUAAAGGAUGUGAGGUUGAAUUGUCUAUGAAUAAAGCUUCAGUUCAGACUCUCGAGAUAAGGAUUUCUGUACUACAAAGUGAAAUUGCAACUACUGCGUCUGAGUUGGAGUCUCUUAAGUGUGAAGAAAAUUUCUCAAGCGACCAGAUUAUCAAUCAUUUGUUUGCCCUUAACAAAAAGAUCAGGAAAUUUCAAGAAGAACUGUACAUGAAAAAUGUGGGGUUUCUUAAAAAUGCUACAGAAGAAUCCCAUCAACCUGAGGAAGAUAAUAACAAAAAUUCUUCUCUAUCUGUCGAGGAAAGGCUUAUCAGAGUAAUAACAGAAAUAACCCAUGGAGAGGAAGAUUGCAUGACAGAAGAACAAAUUUUACGUGAGGAUCGGGAAACAAAGAUUUAUCUAGAGCAAAGGAGGGCUGCAAUGUUGAUGAUGGUGAAAGGGCAAACAGAAUUGGAAGCUGCCGUUAAGCUGAAUUCUGGAUUUGAACUGACAUAUGAUCAUAUCAGUGAAGAACUGCUGAAAAGUUGCAUUUGCCCCCAAUGUUUCAAAGACAAUACGGAUGCCUUGGACAACAUUCCUCAGUAAUGCCUCACAUAUUUUCGGAAGAUUCCAUGUCGUCCUUCCAAGGUUUUCUUGCCAACGAGUAUUUGCACUUUUGAGAGUUCUCGUGUAGUGUGUUUGGUAUAUAGUAGUUAGGAUGAGCAAGGAGAAAAAAAAGAGACAGUAGGUUUUCUUUCUUUUCAUUAGUAGUUUCUAUGCUUUCUUGUUUCAUGGUGUAUUGGAUUUCAGCAACUUGAAUUUUAUAUGAUUGAUCAUCAUAUGAAUUGCUGAAAUUUUAUGUGAUUGAUCAUUAUAAAAUUCAUAUUUUCGUAUUAAUAAAUAAAUAAAUAAAUUUGAAUUCCAAA